Molecule: messenger RNA, 854 nt
Organism: Callorhinchus milii (elephant shark)
Lineage: Eukaryota; Metazoa; Chordata; Chondrichthyes; Chimaeriformes; Callorhinchidae
Product: transmembrane protein 244
Exons: 6
Coding region: 171-626 (151 amino acids)
Source: RefSeq, a predicted model, not a curated record
GGCGCUGUUACUCUCCUUUGGGCUCUAUAGUCAGAGAGAGAGAGAGAGGGAGAGAGAGGGAGAAGGAGAGAGGAUCAGCACUGAGAGCUGGAGGGCAAAAUAAAAGCCAUUGGAAAAAAAAUGAAGAGCCCUGGAAUUCAAUCCCAUCUUCCAAUCUAGGUGACAUUUAGAUGGCCUUUAAGGGCAGGAUUGCAGGCACUAAGACGGUGAUCUUGAACCUGCUCUUAUGUUUGCUGAUUUUCUACACCCUCUAUUACAUGAUUGGGAGUGUCUGCUUUGGUGCUUUCAGACUUGAUUCAUUUGAUGGGUUAAUUCCGUUUGACUUUAAAACACAAGCCACAAAGUCCAGUUCUAAAUACCUAGUGAACCUGCUGUCUAUGGAGUUGACCUACUUUGCGAGUGGUUUGGCAUUUGUUCCAGUGGUUAAGAACUGGGUGUGGGAUUACGCAAUCACAGUUACUCUUAUCCACAUCCUACUGAGCUCAGCAGUGAUGGCUGAAUUCCCUCUUGUCUGGCAAUGGUGGAUUGCUCUGGGUUUGGGCUUACUGUUGAUGAUAGGUAAUGGCCAUUUAAUUGCACACUUCAUUUGCCAGAAAGACCCGAGUUAUCCCUCAAACAGCUUCUGAGAGAACAGAUCAAGCCAAUUUCAAGCUUGGCAGCAAGAACGAAAGCAUCGCGACUUUAAAUCAUACGGACAAAUUAUAUUAUAUCUGGAACAAUUUUAUAAAGGGUGGAAUCAAAAAUAAAAAGACUCCGGUGCGCCCUUCUUUGGAAAAUAAUCGCUUUGUAAUUCUAUUAACCUCUCCAGUUACCAGACAAGCUGGAAAUUGUGGACCUUAUGAGUGAGACUGCCC